Molecule: messenger RNA, 1914 nt
Organism: Peronospora belbahrii
Lineage: Eukaryota; Oomycota; Peronosporomycetes; Peronosporales; Peronosporaceae
Source: the annotation of a GenBank genome assembly
AUGGAUAGAAAAGACCAAGAUCUAACCUCGACUUACGGUCUACAGGCAAUAGCAACUGUUGUGUUUGAUAUUGAGUCAGGACAGAAGCUGGAUGCACUGUAUCCAUUGCCCUGUGACCUCUCGGAGGCUGCCAAGACGAGUUUGGCGCACUUGUCGCUGCCUCAUUGUAACAAUCAAGACGAAGGAGACACGCAGUUUACUGUGCGCUUUCGGAAUAAUACUGAAGACCAUGAGCUUCUUUUCGGAUUUGUGCUGUUUCGCCAGCAAAAGGACGAGUCUCGUACUCGCAGAUACUUUCAAAAGUCUCUUGUUCUAGUCAGUACCAAGCCUUAUGUGGACCUGUAUGAUCGCGCUUUGAGGGUGAUUGGUCCACUUUACUUCAAGGCUGGAUCGCAGGUUUUACCUGCUGUGUACAACAAUAUUAAGUCGUGGCCAAAUCUUGUGUACGAUUCACCCAUGGCGCUGCCACUGGCUGGCACUUACAUAUCGUGUAUCAUCCCAAAGCUACUGAAUUACAAAAACUUUGAUUUAGCUUACGAGCCGAACGCAGAAUCAUCUCUUCAUUGGCAUUUUAUUAUUGAAGAAAACGACGAUGCCACAGACGCUCCAAAUUUUGAUGAGAUAGAAGAAAAAGAAGAGAACUUUGAAGAAGCAGAGGAAGAUACCAAAGAGACGGUGCAGGUGAAAGGAGGCAAGUUUUUGGUGCCACGGAGGGAACACCCGCCGUCGCCAUCGUUUGGAGAUCUACUAUUAUUGAAGCGGACACAUCAAUUGACUCCAUUUGAGAAUAUCGGACUAUACUCAAGUUUUGCGGGUUUUGAAGAAUCACUGUGGCUUUUGUGGCAGCUUGCAAUUACUGGAGAGAGCGUUCUGAUUCUAUCUCCUCACGCCAAGACAUGCAGUCAAGCCGUGCUAGCGUUUACCAGCUUAAUUGCGCCACUUGAGUUCCAUGGUGACUACAGACCAUACUUCACAGUCUACGAAGCAGAUUUUAAUACGCUAUCAAGUAGGCAAAACAGAGGCAAUAGCAACUCAAAUAACGUAACUGUGAUUGGAACCACAAACCCUUUCUUCAUGAAGUCGCUGAGCCAUUGGCCAAACGCUUUAGUAUUUCCGUUCCUAGAGUCCCCAAAUGCGCAAGCACAACGAGAGAAAGGCUCCAGCAGGACUCAAGUUGCCUCAGAAGCAGAGAAAACUGGCACUAUUUGUAUUCGUAUUCAAAAGAGCGUAGAGCUGGAUGAUUUUGAAAACAGCUUUCGUCCCAUGCUUUUGAGGCGUUGCCCUCGUUAUAUGGUUCCAGACGCUGCAGUUCUUCGCCAACUUGUUUCUUCUAUGCCGGUCCAUAUCACUCAGACCACUAGCCAUGAUGAAGCGCCAUGCACUACAAUUAACAACGCCAUUCUUCGAAAUCACUUUCGAAAGCUUACAAAAGACUUUUUACAUCCGUUUAAACAGUAUUUUGGUAUUUGGAAAUCAAGUGAAAGGCGGUCAAAUUUGUACAUGAAUGCUGAGGACUACAUGAAGCCGUUCACACUGCCAGGACUACUCGCGAGCAUUAAGCCACGAAAGCUACCUCCUCAGAUCAAGCAAACUAAGUGGAAGGCUUUGUACACAGCUUUUGUGAAAUCCGCUCACUUCGAGCCGUGGUUUAAUUACCAGCGGCAGCGCUGCAUCUAUGACUUUGCAAAAGCACUUCGCACUCUUCGAAGCACAGUUGAUGCCAAGUUGCUACUGAGCUCUCCCUUUGGUGACAAUUUGUCACAGGAGCAAUACGCGAAGCUGAAAAAAGAAAUGGACGCUGCGCUCGCGAUGGAAAAGUCUCAAAGUCAAGUGGACAAGCAACAAGUUCGCAUUGUCAAGCGGCAUCUAAAAGCAGUAAAGAUGAAAUUGCGUUUUUUUGAGCAAACUCAAUAA